This is a messenger RNA of Thunnus maccoyii (southern bluefin tuna), 1525 nucleotides long. It is a transcript of the gene actr6, whose product is annotated as actin related protein 6. Bases 88 to 1278 code for a protein of 396 amino acids. Gene Ontology annotation, cellular component: Swr1 complex. Lineage: Eukaryota; Metazoa; Chordata; Actinopteri; Scombriformes; Scombridae. Gene Ontology annotation, molecular function: nucleosome binding. The record is from RefSeq and is a predicted model, not a curated record. The transcript has 11 exons.
GGCUGCAGUGAAGCGUUAAUGGCGGAGCGGUGUGAUGAGUUCAGUUUCAGUGUUUAUGGACUGAAUAAACUGUUUUCAGACUCUUAAAUGGCGACUUUAGUUCUGGAUAACGGAGCCUACACGGCGAAGAUCGGAUACAGUCAGGAGAAGGUCAGCGUCAUCCCGAACUGUCAGUUUCGCUCCAAGACGUCCAGAUUAAAGACCUUCACUGCCAACCAGCUGGAUGAGAUCAAAGAUCCCUCCGGACUCUUCUACAUCCUGCCCUUCCAGAAGGGUUAUCUGGUCAACUGGGACGUGCAGAGGAAAGUGUGGGAUCAUCUGUUUGGGAAGGAGAUGUUCAAGGUGGAGUUCGCAGACACCAGCGUCAUCAUCACCGAGCCGUACUUCAACUUCACCUCCAUCCAGGAGUCCAUGAACGAGAUCCUCUUCGAGGAGUACCAGUUCCAGUCGGCUCUCAGGACCAACGCCGGCUCUCUCAGCGCUCAUCACUACUUCCACACUAAACCGUCGGAGCUCUGCUGUCUGGUGGUCGAUACGGGAUUCUCCUUCACCCACAUCGCCCCCUACUGCCGCAGCCGCGCCAUGAAGGACGGCAUCCGCAGGAUCAAUGUAGGAGGGAAACUUCUGACCAAUCACCUGAAGGAGAUCAUUUCAUAUCGACAGUUACAUGUGAUGGAUGAAACCCAUGUGAUCAACCAGGUGAAGGAGGACGUCUGCUACGUGUCGCAGCAGUUUUAUAAAGACAUGGAGACGGCACAGCUGAAGGGGGAGGAGAACACGGUGAUGAGGGACUACGUUCUUCCAGAUUUCAGCUCCAUCAAAAAAGGUUUCUGCAAGCCGCGAGAGGAGAUGAUCUACAACGGGAAGUAUAAGACCGGAGAGCAGAUCCUGAGGUUGGUCAACGAGCGCUUCGCCGUCCCCGAGAUGCUCUUCCACCCGUCAGACAUCGGCAUCCAGGAGAUGGGCGUCCCAGAGGCCAUCGUCCACUCCAUCCAGUCCCUGCCGGAAGAGAUGCAGCCUCAUUUCUACCAGAACAUCGUCCUGACCGGAGGAAACACUUUGUUUCCAGGCUUCAGAGAGCGACUUGAGGCAGAACUACGCUCGCUCGUCCCCGCUCACCUUCCCGUCUCCGUCCUUCUACCCGCCAACCCGAUCAGUUUCUCGUGGGAAGGAGGGAAGCUGCUGUCCCACAAUCCGGACUACGAUGAGAUGGUGGUGACGCGGGAGGAUUACGAAGAGAACGGACAUUUUAUCUGUGAAGAAAAGUUUGAUAUUUGACUGUCAGACAAAAACUGUUUUAUAUCUGAUUUAUGGUGCAAAAUGGAUUCAAACAAGUAAAAUGAAAAAUGUUUUGUUUUUUUUCUAAAGCAGUUACAUUUUAUUUCAUUGUUUUAUAUUUGAGUUUGUCUGGAACAAGGACUGUCAGAUGUUUUAUACAUGUGUAAAUAUGCACUUUCUUUAUUUUUUGUUAGUAAACUCUGAACAUGAGUAUGAUGUAAGAAGUGUUAAAAUAUUUCAACCAACA